This is a messenger RNA of Plenodomus lingam JN3, 735 nucleotides long. RefSeq lists its product as uncharacterized. The record is from RefSeq and is a predicted model, not a curated record. NCBI's taxonomy places the organism in Eukaryota, Fungi, Ascomycota, Dothideomycetes, Pleosporales, Leptosphaeriaceae.
AUGACUCUUGCUUUGAUCUGCUUCUGCCUACUCUGCUCUGCUCUACUCUGCUCUACUCUGCUCUACUCUAUACAAGACUACCACCUACCACCUACCACCUGUCUUGCUUUUCCACUUCCACUUCCACUUCCAUCUCCAUCUCAGUAUCCCAUCCCAUCCAUCAUCGACUGGCAAAUUCAGUCCUCGCCAGUCCACCGUCCACAUACACACACACACACACAAAAACUACCCACCCAACCUCCAAUGGCUUCCAACAUGGAGUGCUUCAACGACUUUUGUCUAUCCUGCGACCGUCAGAUUGCCGAGAAUGGCGUCUACUGCUCGCAAUCCUGUCGUCUGGCCGAUCUGGAAAAGGCUGGCCGCACCCAAACACACACUUCCUCCCAACUCUCCACAUCCGCUUCUUCCUCGGCAUCCUCCAGCAAUGGCUUCUACCUCCCGCCCGCCGUCAACUUCUCGGCCUACAAGGCUCCCACUUCCAAAGGAUUCGACAUGGGCCCCUCAAGUCCUUACUACUACCACUCCACCGCCAACGGCACCUACUUUGCACCACCCACCACAACCAGGCCCACCACCCAGCGCAGCCUCACACCCUCUUCCUCACGCUCCUCACUGGCCUCUACCGCUUCGCAAACCCAAUCAGGCAUCUCGCAGCAAGCCGCCACCCAACUCAACUCCUACAUGAGGUCCUUUGACCAGACGCGAGACAUCAAGAGGAGGUGCACCCAGUACUAA